This is a messenger RNA of Solanum stenotomum, 602 nucleotides long. RefSeq names its product autophagy-related protein 101-like. Lineage: Eukaryota; Viridiplantae; Streptophyta; Magnoliopsida; Solanales; Solanaceae. Gene Ontology annotation, cellular component: phagophore assembly site. The record is from RefSeq and is a predicted model, not a curated record. The annotation marks the transcript as partial. Gene Ontology annotation, biological process: autophagy; autophagosome assembly. The transcript has 3 exons.
CACUGGUAUAUAAAUUUGAAUGUGGCUCAUCAUCCGAAAGGUCAUCCUGGCAAGUCUCAUCUCUCAAAAGUAGUUGACCCAGGAGAGAGUGCAUCUGAGGAGAGGAGUGCUCGGCGAACAGUGUUGGAAUCAUCUCUUCGUGAAGCUAUGUUUCAGAUAAUAAAAUUUGUAAAUGAGAAAAAGGACCACAUUCCUGCGAUUUCAAAUCUCGAGUGUGUCACAUUUCCCUAUGAGAUCACUAUCUCAAGUUCAUCAGAUUCUACUUUUGGGAUGGAUGUGAUCAGGAGGAUGCUACAGACUGGGCAUCCAACCAUGCUCAGCUGAUUGGAGAUAUCCUGAUGGUGGCCAAUCGUCCCUUUAUCUCAUUCUUUAAGAGGUAAAAUGGUUGUUCAUCCAAUGUCUGGCAAUGUGAAUAUUUCGGACCAAAGUCUAGUAUGGGUUCCUCUAGUGGCCAAGGAGUCACACAAUUGAAAGAAAUGGAAGCUGUGGAUAUAUUUGCGUAAUCUACUAAUGUUCGUCUUUUUUUUCCCCUUCAUGUUUCAUAUCAUAGUAAACGAAAUAUAUAGCUGAAUAUUACAUGAUCAAUCUAAUUAAGUUUGUUU